CACGCUUUGUGUCUGUCUCUCUCUCUCUCUCGUUUCCAUUGCGAACGCAUCCCGGCGCGUCGUCGCCGCGAAACUCGGUCCGCCUAGGCGACUGAGAUCGAAACGGCGACGGACCGAAGUAUGUCCGUCGAUAGAGCAUCGUAACUCGUAGCGGAAGCUCGGAUUCGAGCGCGAGGUGAAGCCCCAGCAUGGCCAGCAGAUGACUGUUAGCCGAGCCGGUGCUCGUACUGACCCUAAUAUGAGCGAAGUGGUGGCGGUGACGCCGACUGGUGGAUCUACGCGCCAGGAAAGCGUGACGCACAUUAAACGGCACAAACUGGCCGGCUGUAAUGUUCCUCUCGUGCACGGUCGGCCGAAUCCGUCGAUCAGUCCACGCAGCAGACUGACCACGCAUCAACGAAACCACAGUUUGGACUUCAGAUCAAUGGGUAUCCUACUACCGCCGGUGCCUCAGGCGACCGCAACGACGUUGACGCACCACCACAGGAAUCGGAGCCUGGAUUCCGCUCUGCAACGAAUCCCGGAAGUGGACGUUACGCCAAGCCCGGAAUGCGAGAACCCCGCGCCUUCAUCGGUCUCUAAGACGACGACGGUAUCGUCAUCGUCCUCGGGACCAUGCGGCAAGGGCGCGCGUACCGCACGGGAACGCGAGGACCUGGUCAGUCUCGGCUCCGACGACUCCGGCAUCCUGUGCGGUUCCGACAGUGGCUCGAGCGACGCCACGAACGCGCCCGCCACCCGUGAGUCCAGCGUGGAUCAUCUGCACAGCCGCGAGAGCCUCGAUUCGUCCGUGUCGCAGCCGGGCGACGUGUGCUCGGCCGACGUGGUGGACGGUAUGGAGAACGGUGCUGGUGUGGUGUCGGUGUCGAUGUCGGUGCCUGUGUCGCCCGUGGAACUGUCCACGCGUCUCAGUGACAGUCCAGGAUCUCCCGCCUCCCCCGGGAGCGAGGAGACCAACGGUGAUCGUCCCGGUGCGAACGAUGGUGAACGUCGCUCGCAGGAAUUGCGACCGAAUGUGAACGCGCGGGAACGUAACACGGAACGUGACGAUCAACGUCAGGAUUACCAGCACCAGGAACGCGUCGAUAUCUACCAAGGCGCUAUGCAAAUGGUGUCGCCGUUGCCCGUGGCCGACACCAGCCAGAGCGAGUUAACCGGAGCGGCCAUGACCCUCUGCUGCGGCACAGCCGCGACGCAGCAGCAGGAAGUCGAGACGGUGAAGAAGCAGUCGGAUGUCGUUCGCCGGCAGCAACAAGAGACGAAACAGCCGAAACCGUCGGAAGGCUGCCUGCUGCGGCUUUUUGAGAGCCAGAUUUUCGACAUGUCCAUGGCUAUAUCCUAUCUGUUCAAUUCCAAAGAACCCGGCGUUCAAAGUUAUUUAGGUAACAAGAUGUUCAGUUUUCCGGAUAACGAUGUGGACUUUUACUUACCGCAGUUAGUUGUGAUGUACAUACAACUUCACGAUGUAACAGAAGUCCUUUAUCCAUAUCUUGUCCAUAGAUGUAGACAGUCGGCAGAUUUCUCGUUAAAAUGUGCCUGGCUGUUAGACGCGUAUAGCUCCGAUGCUCAUUUGCCGUCAAAGAAGAAGUCUCAUGGGACCAAAUUGAAAAAUCUUAUCCUGUCAGAUGAACUCAGGCCAAAGGGAAAUGAGAGUCGAAAGCAGCGUGUCGCUGGAUUGCAAGUUCCUGCGCCAUCACCGUUGCCCUCGACGCAAAAUCUUACGUCGCCGAAUAAAAAAACCCACCAAAGAUCUCAAUCCGAUGCUACUGGAUUAUUCCAGACUAUACGCCGUAGUCAUUCCGGUAUAAUAAAUAAAGUAAGUCUUGGGGACCUGAGCUCUGGUCGAGCGUUUGACAACGGCUGUACCUGCUUCUAUUCCUGCCAAGGUGUGGUGAACGAUUUGCGAGGCCAAAAAACCGAUUGUUUUUGCAAUGCACCCCGACUCGCGCCAGAACUCGAAUUUAUUCAAGCUCUAAUAUCAAUUGGUAAAUUGCUCGGGACUAUCCCAACAAAGGAAAGUAAAACCGUUCAAUUAGUGGCGGAGCUCAAUACGCUUAACUUGAAUCUCCCUGCGAGGGUGUGGCUUCCUCUGCACAGUACGAUACCGCAUCAUAUCGUGCGAGUUCCGCCACAAUACGCCGCCGUACUCAACAGCAAGGAUAAGGCACCCUAUAUAAUAUAUGUGGAAGUGUUAGAGGUGGAGGAUUUAUACACAUCACCUGUGCCGACGAAAAUAAUGGGCAGUUCGUUGAGGCAUACCAAGUCCGAAGAAAACUUGACGGGCGGCGAGCAAUCCAACAUAUCGACUUCUGACAGUCAACAAAACUCAGCGGUACGACAGACUCCCGUGAAAAAUAUCUCACCUUAUUCUGUUAGAAAUACAGAUGUGGCAUUUAAUUUUCCCGAUGACGAUCCUAAUGAUUGUUGGAGCCAGGAGGACGACGAGAUUACACAGCAGUAUUUGCAGCUUCGCAAACCAAAAGAUCGAGAUACUAUAUCGCAAUUGAGUCAAGAAUCGUCCGAUAGCAGAGAGCCAAUCUUCGUGCCGGGUGAUAUCAAGAGAAGAUUGAGCGAAAUGGCAGCUACACCUAGCGCGACUUUUAACCACGAUCCCGAAGAUCCAUCGGCGGCGGUCCUCAAGGAGCCGUGGGAGCAGAAGCAACGACGCAUAAGAGCUUCCAGUCCGUAUGGUCAUCUGGCAUCUUGGAGAUUACUCGCUGUGAUUGUGAAAUGUGGUGAUGAUCUCAGACAAGAACUCCUCGCCUCGCAGCUGCUUUCAAUGUUGCAAAAAAUUUGGCAAGAUGAACAAGUGCCCCUUUGGGUGCGGCCAUACAAGAUACUAUGUCUGUCCAACGACAGUGGUUUGAUCGAGCCGAUCUUGAACACCGUCUCGCUCCACCAAGUGAAGAAGCAGUGCCAAUUAACGCUUUUCCAAUAUUUCGAACGAGAGUUCGGACCUUCUACCUCAGAUACGUUUCGCGUUGCGCAGAGAAAUUUCAUUCAGAGUUGCGCCGCGUAUUGUUUGGUCAGUUAUCUCAUUCAAGUAAAAGAUCGCCAUAAUGGCAAUAUUCUGCUGCACAGCGAUGGCCAUUUGAUCCACAUAGAUUUCGGAUUUAUCUUGUCGACCUCGCCGCGGAAUCUCGGCUUCGAGACCAGUCCGUUUAAACUGACACCGGAAUUUGUCGAAGUGAUGGGUGGCAAUCAGUCCAAACUCUUUGAGGAAUUUAAGAGCCUCAUUCUUCAAGGCUUAAUCGCGGCACGGAAGCAUAUGGAGAAGAUUGUUAACCUCGUUGAGAUUAUGUUGUCGGGCUCUCAGCUUCCGUGUUUCCGUAGCGGUGGGGCAGCGACUGUUCAAGGUCUUAAGAAUAGGUUUCAUCUCACGCUAACGGAGGAUCAAUUGCGUCGGCAUGUCGAGGAUUUGGUCGAAGGCAGCAUUCAUUCGUGGUCCACUAAACUCUAUGAUCGAUAUCAAUAUUUCGCAAACGGCACUCUUUAAUAUCAAGACUAACUUUUCUGUCUAUCGCGUUUCAAUUAAAACUCUUUCGCGAGGUGAUUAAAUGGGAUAUCAAUUCGAUACGUGUUGUGGUACUUCUUCCACAAUUUUUACAUACACUUAAUAGCUCUGUUGACCAAUCGGCGGUUGUGUGCCGGUCAAAAAGUAUAUAUUCAAACCAGUCUGCCGCGUCAGAAAACCUGUUCCGUAUCAUAGGUUGUGAUAAAAAUGUGGAGAAAGCAUAAUUUAUAGAUAAUUGGCAUUAAUUCUUUGGUAUUUAAAUUGUGUUUUAUUUUGAGAAAAAGUUUCUUAUCAGUCAAUUCAAUGUGUACAUAAAAGAUCAUAAUUGCAUGGCGCGGAAAAAAAAAAUAGAAAAUUCUUUCUGGGCACUUAAGCUGAUUUCGGUUGUGCAACGCUAUUUUCAAGCAUUCCACAAGCACAAAUGACGUUUUAAAGUGGAAAAAUCGCUUUCCUCUUAAACAUGUAGAUAGCCUGAUUAGGCUAAGCGUAUAGAAUUCAGAUAGAUUGUGAUUCUUUGAUUUCAAUGUUAUUCCUUGCUUUUGUGACGGGCAAAAAACGAUAUGAAAUAUUUUUAGCGAAAUUCAAAGCGAUCUCGAUAAAAUGUUUGAUAAAUUAUUAAGAACCUUUGAUAAGUAAAUGGAAUAUAUCUUAUGAGAACAUGACUUGGUUGAAGGGGAUAUGAGCGCUUCGUUAAAAGUUAAAAAUAUUUAUCGUCGUUUGAGAAAUUAAGUGAUGAAAGAAGGAAUGAUCUAUAAAAAAAUUUGGCAUCCAGUUGAUUACAUAUAUCCACUAUAUAUAACGUUUUUUUGUUCGAUACUAAGACUGCUGUUGUUUACGUAUGCCUCGAUUGACAAAUUGCGAAUUAGCUGUCGCCGCAGCGCAGACGUGGCGUCAUUGACUGAGCGCGUUGGACUGCUAAAUCGUGUAUAGCUUAUAUAAACAGCGUAAUUUGUUAAAGGUGCCUUAUUUGUGUAGAGAAAUGUGGCGGAGACGAUCAAAUCAUCAGACAAGUGAAGUGACGUGUUAUUAUAGCGUGGCAAUCUUAGCAUGGAGCUGAUUAAGCGUGAAGCGGACAAUCUGUUCUGUAAUUUGUACAUAUAGCGAAGAAAAUGAAUGGAGAGACAAGCAUCGCAUGGACUUUCAGA
Messenger RNA from Pogonomyrmex barbatus (red harvester ant), 4659 nucleotides. It is a transcript of the gene fwd, whose product is annotated as phosphatidylinositol 4-kinase beta fwd. The record is from RefSeq and is a predicted model, not a curated record. Lineage: Eukaryota; Metazoa; Arthropoda; Insecta; Hymenoptera; Formicidae. Gene Ontology annotation, cellular component: cytoplasm; membrane. Gene Ontology annotation, molecular function: 1-phosphatidylinositol 4-kinase activity. Gene Ontology annotation, biological process: phosphatidylinositol phosphate biosynthetic process; phosphatidylinositol-mediated signaling.